Messenger RNA from Micropterus salmoides (largemouth bass), 1555 nucleotides. Its product is annotated as NACHT, LRR and PYD domains-containing protein 1 homolog. The coding region runs from base 47 to 1555 and encodes 502 amino acids. The record is from RefSeq and is a predicted model, not a curated record. Gene Ontology annotation, biological process: regulation of apoptotic process. Lineage: Eukaryota; Metazoa; Chordata; Actinopteri; Centrarchiformes; Centrarchidae. The transcript is spliced from 11 exons.
GUCAAGGUACCUCCGCCCUCUGUUUUCCAUUGGAAAAGGUCAAGAUAUGAACAGAAUUGUUCACAGAAAGGUCCUCGAGGGAUUGGUUCUUAAGCAGAAUAAGGAAACAAUGCAAGACAACUGGAACAAUGAGAAGAUUUUUAAAGAUCCCGAGGUCCAAAAACGCCUUCUCAAAGUUGAUGGGGAGGUACGAAACUACAGAGUCUAUGCAACUGUUGGUGGCACAGCGAUUAAGGUGGAUGCAAACCUGCAAAACAGCCUCUGGAAAUCACCCCAAGUUUCCUUUUAUCUUGGAUUUACCAUCAGAGGUCCUGUAGCCUUUGACAUCCAGACACAAACUGAAGAAAAGGUAAAGGCAUUGGAGCUACGUGGCGGUAGUAUCUCAAACUCUGAGCAAAUAAAACCAGAACUGUCUGCCUGGACAGAUAUCACUGGAGGGCCUUUGGGAAUCUUGAGGCUAGGAUCAUGUGGUGGUGUUGCGGACUCCAGUGAUUGGACUAAACUUGAACCCAAAAUCAAAAAAGUGGAUGAGGUUCAGAUUUAUAGCCUACAGUCCAAGGCAGGUCAGUAUGAAUGCAGUGUGUCUGCCCUGCGCUGGGUUUGUAAGGACAAGGCCAGCUUCAAGUAUCAGUUUUGUUCAUGGGAUGAACAAAGAGAGAAGCCUUCAUGCAUGGAUUACAUGCCAGCAGGACCCCUACUGGACAUCAAAGUCACAGCUGGGAACUUUGAGGAGUUGCAUCUGCCACACUGGAUAGAUCACGACACUACAACGUCAGACAUGUUUGCAGUUCUACACAUGGAUACCUGUGGUGAUAUUGUGGAACAAGUGUCUGAUGUGACAUCGUCCCACGUCAAGUUACACCAGACAACUUUCUCUCCAAGGGGGGUCAUGAUGAAACUGGGCUUCCCAGUAAAGGUUUACUGUGACGUGUUAAUAUACAAGACAAAAAAGGAAUUCCUCACACUGCAUGUUUACCUGGUCCCACCUGAUCAGUAUAUACAACAGAAAGUGGAGAGGAAGGAGACAUCUUAUGGAUCAAUAAUAAUCCCAAAACCAAGCCCAGAGAAGUCUCUUCAGAUGCUGGAUAAUUUCUUUCUCACAACAGAUACGGACACAGCUACAAUUCAUCCUGAAACAUUAAAGCUCACAUGUGAGAGGAGAAACCCAAUUUCUCUGAGUGAACAAAGGAGAAAUAGUAAAGAGGACACUGUCUGGGCCUGCACUGUUCGAAGAGGAGACUACAAAACUCAAAGCACUGAUCAUGAAGAUGGUCAGCAUUUUGUGGAUCGCCAUCGGACAGCUCUCAUUAACAGAGUGAGCGACAUCGGAGCCGUCCUGGAUAAGCUCAUUGAAAGGGGGCUGAUCUCAAAUGAGAACUAUGAUGCUGUAAGAGCUAAAGAAACCACACAAGACCAGAUGAGGGACAUUCUUAAGUUUCUGACUACAGCAAAAGCCAAAGACGCUCUCUAUAAAAUCCUUAAAGGGAUGAGAAGUUUGAGGGCUCUCAUCCUUGAGCUUGAGGAAUCUGAAUCUGGUUGUAGCUUCGGACAGUAA